Messenger RNA from Trypanosoma grayi, 1005 nucleotides. Its product is annotated as cysteine peptidase C (CPC). NCBI's taxonomy places the organism in Eukaryota, Euglenozoa, Kinetoplastea, Trypanosomatida, Trypanosomatidae. Gene Ontology annotation, cellular component: lysosome. Gene Ontology annotation, molecular function: cysteine-type endopeptidase activity. The coding region runs from base 1 to 1005 and encodes 334 amino acids. The record is from RefSeq and is a predicted model, not a curated record. The transcript has a single exon.
AUGCGCACUGGCAUCGCCACCAGUCUCAUCGCUCUCCUGCUCCUCGUCGCAACGGCACACGCACUCCACGUCGAGGAUGCCCCAAUUGUGACGAGGAAGUUUGUGGACCACAUCAAUCGUCUCAAUGGUGGACUGUGGACGGCAAGUUACACGAGGGGGAUGAAGCACAUGACGACGCGCAAGGCCAUGCGGCUCAUGGGCGCGCUCAGAAAAAGCACCAGUACUCUGCCUAUGCGGAGUUUCAGCAAAGAGGAGCUGCGAGUGCAGCUCCCCGACAGCUUUGAAGCUGCUGAGAAGUGGCCCAGGUGCCCCACCAUCACGGAGAUUCGCGACCAGUCGGACUGCGGCUCUUGCUGGGCUGUGGGCGCCGCCUCGGCGAUGUCGGACCGUUACUGUACGAUUGGCGGUGUGCGCGAUGUCCGCAUCUCCGCUGGUGAUCUGAUGUCGUGCUGCUCGGCGUGCGGCUUCGGCUGCAACGGCGGCUACCCCGAUGAGGCGUGGAGCUACUUCGUCGAGAUGGGCAUCGUGUCGGAGUACUGCCAGCCCUACCCCUUCCCCGCCUGCGCGCACCACGUCAACAGCAGCGUGUAUCCGCCCUGCCCGUCGGGGAGCGACGAAACCCCGUCGUGCAACGCCACCUGCACCGACAAGACAAUCCCCCUUAUCAAGUACAAAGGCAACAGCAGCUACACUGUGAAGGGCGAGGAAGGCUACAAACGGGAACUGUACCUGCGCGGCCCUUUCGAGGUCGCAUUCAAUGUAUUCGAGGACUUCAUGGCAUAUCAGAGCGGCGUGUACAAGCACGUCGCCGGCGGAUUACUCGGUGGCCACGCAGUGCGCAUUGUCGGUUGGGGCGAGCUCAACGGCACGCCUUACUGGAAGAUCGCGAACAGCUGGAACGACGGGUGGGGCAUGAACGGUUACUUCCUCAUUGCACGUGGGAAGAAUGAGUGCGAUGUCGAGCGAAGCGGCAGCGCCGGAACACCAAGCAUUCCCGUUGUAUAG